AGCAAAGAGAAGAAAAGUGGCAAUCCAGUCUAUUCUCUCCAAGCGAAUGACCGUGCUGUUGUGACCGAGCAGUUUCUCUGUUUGAUUGUCCCUUGGCAAAUUCCCCAGGCAGCAUAAAAGGCCUGCCUGGCUGCUGAUACAGCAAUAGAGUCCUCUGGGCCUCUGUAAUCCUCUUGCUCCGUUGGAUGCACACCUGUAUCCAGGAAUCACAGGAUGGACCAGUGCCAUGACACACACCUUCACCCUUCUGCUUACUUUGCUGGGUGUCCAGUUUGUGACUACAACCUUCAAAAUCUGUGCUUUCAACAUACGCAGCUUUGGGAGAGCGAAGGCAGCCAACCAGAAGGUCAUGGGAGCACUUGUCCAGAUCCUUUCUCGCUGUGACAUCUCUGCUGUUCAAGAAGUGCGUGACUCCAGAGGAUCAGCUAUUCAGGUGCUGUUGCGGGAGCUGAACAGGUAUGAUCAUUCUCAUCAUUAUAGCCGCCUGGAGAGCAAGAGGCUUGGGCGAGGCAGCUACAAGGAACAGAAUGUCUUUGUGUAUCGAAUGGAUGUUGUAUCUGUUACUGAUUGGCGCCAAUUUGAGGAUGGAGAUGCUGGAAACUCCACAGCCUUUGUUAGGGGCCCAUUUGCUGCUCGCUUCCACUCUUCAUAUACAGCCAUCAUGGAUUUUGUGCUAAUAGUACAUCAUGCAAGUCCCCGCGAAGCUGUCCAUGAACUUGACUUGCUGUUUGGUGUGUGCAACAAACUGAUGGAGCAGUGGAAAACUCAGAACGUGAUGGUGCUGGGAGACCUGAAUGCUGCUGGGGCCUACAUCCCACCGAACGCUUGGGCUGGGAUCUGCCUGCGAAGCGACCUUGCUUUCCACUGGCUCAUUGGUGACACAGAAGACACCACAGUCAGCCACCGGUCCUGCUGUGCCUAUGACAGGAUCAUAGUCCAUGGGGAAGAGUUCCUUGGUGCUGUUGUGCCCAGAUCAGCCAAGCCUUUCAAUUUCACACAAGCACUUGGAUUAUCUGAAGAAGAGGCCUUAGAAAUCAGUGACCACUAUCCUGUAGAGGUGAACCUGCAGCUUAGCCCCAAGGCCCAGCGAGAACUCUGAAUUUUUGGCUGUCCUCCUGUUCCUUGAGAUGGAGUGAAGCAAAGGGACUGAGCUGAAGCACAAUCAAUCCCAGGAUAUUUCACUGACAUCGCUGAAUACCUCUUUGCAAUUUUUGAUUUAAUAUAACUCUAUGGCUUUCUUUCAACAAUUAUAUCUGCAGCGUUUCUAUUCUGACAUUCAUAAAUGUGCACAAUGAGUUCCAUGUUUUGUUCUAUUCCUAAACACAAGUGCUCAUUCUGGAUUUAAGACACAUUUAAUCCAACGUGCUCAUUCACAAAUGCUGAUUUACACUAUCUAAUUAUAGAUUUUUAAAACUCCAACUUUAGCUUAAAACAUGCUUUCAAAUUUGCCAAUUUUAAUGGUUGGUGCAAUCCCUAUUCUGUUUGUAAAGGGACAAACCACCCUGUCUCUUAUCUCACUUUGGAAUCCCAUUCAAAAGUUUGUACAGUAUGAUGUGGAGGGUCACAUAUUCUCUCCUGUGAUUUAAAUCUAUUAACAAUUGCCUGAGAAUCUUUUUUGCAAGUACAACAUGGCAUGUUCUGAAAGAAAGACCAACAGAUCUCCCUUGUGCACUGCCUUUAUCAGUCAAUGAAAAUGAACAUAAGAAUGUAAGCAUCUGAGUUCUCCAGAACUAUUUCAUGUGGCUAAACAAUACAAACAUCUGUGGAUGGGGGAACUGGAACUAAAUUUAAUCUCUCAUCCAUUAAUUUAGCCCAAUUUUUUCUUCUAGGCCCAAAUUCUUCUAUGUCCAACUUUUUUGUCUGACGAGAGUUCUAAGAACUUGAAAAUUUGCAUUUCAGACAGUGGUAAUAAAGGUAUU
Sceloporus undulatus (fence lizard) is the source of this 1919-nucleotide messenger RNA. RefSeq names its product deoxyribonuclease gamma-like. Gene Ontology annotation, cellular component: nucleus. Bases 227 to 1099 code for a protein of 290 amino acids. Gene Ontology annotation, molecular function: DNA nuclease activity. Gene Ontology annotation, biological process: DNA catabolic process. The transcript has 9 exons. The record is from RefSeq and is a predicted model, not a curated record. NCBI's taxonomy places the organism in Eukaryota, Metazoa, Chordata, Lepidosauria, Squamata, Phrynosomatidae.